Molecule: messenger RNA, 384 nt
Organism: Lithohypha guttulata
Lineage: Eukaryota; Fungi; Ascomycota; Eurotiomycetes; Chaetothyriales; Trichomeriaceae
Exons: 2
Coding region: 1-384 (127 amino acids)
Source: RefSeq, a predicted model, not a curated record
AUGCCUAAAUCCGAUGAUCCUGAAAGCCAUAACAAACCAUGCACUCUUUGCGGAACGCCUCGUCAAGUUCUCGUUAGGUGCCAGAUAGAUGAGAGUGCACAGUGGCACUUCGUCUGUCCUGGCAAAUGCUGGAAAUCGGUAUCUGGAGGCGUUGAGGACGCCAAAGGGUUCGAGGCUGAGCAUCCAUAUUAUAGAUAUGGUGGCAUGUGGAAAAACAAACACGCAGAUGGGCCGUUGAGCGCAAAGAAGCCGAAGAAAGUUAAAGAUCGGCAGAAGCUCGACAGAGCUGAACGCGGUGACGGUGGAUCAGCAGAAGCAACCGCAUCCGAGGAGGAGACGAAUGUUGUGGUACAGCCUCAAGGGCAAGAAGCGCAGCGGCAUUAA